Molecule: messenger RNA, 1828 nt
Organism: Cyprinus carpio (common carp)
Lineage: Eukaryota; Metazoa; Chordata; Actinopteri; Cypriniformes; Cyprinidae
Molecular function (GO): N,N-dimethylaniline monooxygenase activity; flavin adenine dinucleotide binding; NADP binding
Source: RefSeq, a predicted model, not a curated record
CGUUCUGUUUGGUUAAACGAGAAAGUAGGCCAGUGCCUGUUUGCUGGAGGUCCGCGGAAGCUGCAUUUGUCCUCUUAGCAUCCAUUAACGGGUUAAUUUGAUUGAGCUGCCAGGAUAGCUGGACCCAUUCCAACUCGUCUUCGAUAUAAUUAGACGAGCUUUCGCAGUCGCUUUGAGAGACUGACAGUCAGACCCCGACACUGUCACCCGAGGACAGCUGUAGAUCCCAGCUCGAAAUACAGUGUCAACUUCCUAACUCAUACCCGCAAUUUGCAUAAAGAUGUCUGGAUUGGGGAAGCUGCGCGUCGCUGUGAUCGGAGCCGGUGCUGCGGGACUCUGCGCGGCCCGCCACCUUCUCUCCCGCCGGGACACUUUCGCGACACCUGUGGUGUACGAGCUCACCAAGAAUAUCGGAGGAACCUGGGUCUAUGAGGAAAGAGUGGGAUGUUACGACAAUGGCUUGCCGAUUCACAGCAGCAUGUACAGGGACCUCAGAACCAAUAUUCCCAAAGAGGUGAUGUCUUUCCCUGACUUUCCUUUUGCAAAGCAUCUACCCUCUUUUGUCCAUCACACCGAGGUACGGAAGUACCUUGAGCAGUACUGUGAUCAUUUUCGCCUGUGGGACCACAUACAGUUUGGCACCUCAGUGGCUUCAGUGACCCCAGUAGAUGUGAAGGGUGGGUGGAAUGGGUUGGCUUGGGAUGUCACCUCCAACAAUGGUGUAGACCACAGCAAGUCCACUACAGAGAGAUUUGAUGCUGUUAUGGUGUGCAAUGGACAUUUCUAUGACCCCUACAUCCCUGCAAUACCUGGACUGGAAAAAUUCAAAGGAAUGCUGAUGCACAGUCAUGAUUAUCGUAGUGCUGAACCUUUGGCGGGAAAGUCAGUGGUGCUGCUGGGAGCUGGUCUCUCUGGACUAGAUAUUGCCAUGGAGCUCUCCAGUGUUGAUGCUCAGGUCAUCCUGAGUCAUGGACAGCGGCCGUUGACCUGCCCCCUUCCUCCAGGAGUCCAGCAGGCUCCUCCAGUAACCUCUGUACUGGAAGAUGGCACUCUAGAGUUCAAAAAUGGGGAGAGAGCCAAGCCAGAGGUGUUCCUGUUUUGUACAGGCUACAACUUCACCUUCCCAUUCCUGGAUAAGAAAGUGGGUGUAAAAGUGCAGGAGCACCUCGUCUGGCCUCUCUAUAAGUUCCUAAUACCUCCAGCCUACCCUUCACUCUUUAUAGUGGGCAUCUGUAGAGCUAUAUGCCCCUUCCCACAUUUCCAUGUUCAGUCUCAGUUUGUCCUGUCCGUGUUGGAUGGUUCUUUCCGCCUGCCAUCCCGGGAGGAAAUGGAGAAAGACAUUGAGCUGGACAUUGCGGCCCGUCGUGCCCGUGGAAUUGCCACCCGCCAUAUCCUUAAACUGGAUUCUGAGCAAUGGGCCUACAAUGACGAGCUCGCUCAUCUGGGGGGAUUCAAACCGCUCCCACGCUAUUGGAGCAACCUGUAUGAAUCCAACAAGGUGUUCCGUGCCCGAGACAUGCUUAAUUACAAGACCUACAACUACACUGUCCUGGAUAACAUGGAGUGGAAGGUGCAUGAUUUGCAUGGCCAGCAGCUGCAGAAGCCUCUGGCUGUUAAAUAACAAAUGUAAGAUGUGAUGGGAAAAAAAUACACCAUCAUUAAGGUGCUACAAGAAUAUGCCAGUGUAGCAAGUACAAUUAGGAUAUUAACAAAUUGUUCAGUACUAAUAUGUUUUGCAAUUUCUUUUAUUUUAAUAUUUAACCGUACUGUUAUUUCUAUGAGAUGAGCCCCUAUAGAACAUUUCUAAAUUAAAUAUCUUUCUAAUCUA